AUGGGUUGCUACUUGUGCGACGGCAUAUAUCUGGAGUGGCGUUGCUUCAUCAAGAGUCCACCGAUGGCGACCAAUCCGAAAGAGGCGAGGUUCAAGAAGAUGCAAGAAUCAGCACAGAAGGAUGUCAAACGUGCCUUUGGAGUUCUUCAAGCUCAGUGGGGAAUCAUUCGAAGUCCGACGCGUAAUUGGUACGUAGAGCACCUCAAGGACAUCAUAUUGUGUUGCAUCAUUCUCCACAACAUGAUUGUGGAGCACGAAGGUAAAGGAGCUACCAAUUGGAGAGAUGACGGUGUAGGACACAGGGCGUCUAGUAGUGACUCGACGGAGAGUAGUCGAGCAACCCCGAUUUCCUUCGAGGAAUAUAUGCAAAGAGAUAUUAUUCUCCGAGAUAGACAGAUGCAUGCUAUACUCCAACAUGAUUUGAUGAAGCAUGUUUGGACACAUUUCGGACCUCUAGGACCGGAAUAA
This is a messenger RNA of Salvia miltiorrhiza (redroot sage), 468 nucleotides long. RefSeq lists its product as uncharacterized. The record is from RefSeq and is a predicted model, not a curated record. The coding region runs from base 1 to 468 and encodes 155 amino acids. The transcript has a single exon. Lineage: Eukaryota; Viridiplantae; Streptophyta; Magnoliopsida; Lamiales; Lamiaceae.